GUUUGACGUUUGCAUUUACAUUGCAGGUAAAGGCAGGUAUUGCAUUUAUCUAUUACAAUAUUUCGUAAUUAAAACGAAAAAAUAAUAAAAUGAAAGGCCACCCAACAAAAGAAGUUACUCAAUUGAUUCACGAAAUCAAAAUCGGCAAUGUGGAAGGUUCUUACAACAUAACAGCAAAGACGCUACAAGUAUUUAAGAAAAUAAUAAAUGGACAAAGAUGGACAAAUGCAGACGAACUCAUGAAUUUGGUGCGCACACAGGGCCACAUACUGCAAUCCGCAAUUCCGCAAGAGACUGUAACAGCCAACAUUGCACGACGCAUACUUAAAUUGAUACGCGAAGAGUUCGAUUUACUCAAAGCAAAGGUGCAUCAAUUCACGGAUGAUCAAGCUUCAAUGUCCUUGCACAAGCUUGUUACACAAACGAGUAAUGAUGUCAGCGUCGAUUAUACUGAACCACAACAAGGAUUGCGUGAAGCGCUCUUGGAUCACCUGCAAGAAAUGGAAACGGAGUUGGAGACAAGUUCGGAAAAUAUUUGCGCACAAGCUGAAGAGCACAUACACUCCUCGGAGGUUAUACUCACACUGGGGCACUCGCGUAGUGUUGAAAACUUUUUGAAACGUGCUGUUAAGAAGCGUCAAUUUCUAACCAUAAUUAUAGCUGAAUGUGCGCCAGAUUGCAGAGGUCACAACUUGGCAGCUAGCUUGGCAACGGGCAAUGUCGAAAUAAUUGUCAUACCUGACUCCGCCAUAUUCGCAAUGAUGUCGCGCGUCAACAAAGUCAUAAUUGGAACACAUAGCGUGCUUGCAAAUGGUGGCCUACGUGCCGCUUGCGGUUCCUACACAGUAGCGCUGGCAGCUAAACAUUACUCCGUGCCUGUUAUAGUACUGUCACCCAUGUACAAAUUGUCACCGUUACAUUUGUGUUCAAUAGAACAGGACGCAUUCAAUUUAGUAGGCUGUGCGGAAGAUGUUAUUGAAUAUGAUUCCUUAGCAUCGCAUUCUGCCAAAGUUUACAGCCCUAUAUUUGACUAUGUGCCGCCAGAGCUGGUGACACUGUUUAUAUCAAAUAUUGGCGGCCAUGCACCCUCGUAUGUCUAUCGACUUUUGACUGAACUUUACAAUCCAGAGGAUUAUGAGAUGUAAAACGUAAAUAACGCUAUUUUUAUAAAUUAACCACUAGAAAUCCCUAGACUUUGCUUAAAUUUAAGCUUUCGCUAAACUAAAGCACAAAUAAGUAAAAUACCUGAAUAAAGAAAAGAAGAAAGCUGAUUGUAUUUCCAAAGUGUACAUAUGUAUGUGCUGUUGCUUUGAACCUGUAGCGCGCUAUAGUUGGCACUUUUAAAUGCCGCAUUACACCGCGUUUGCUGUUUUUUAUUUGCUUCGUCCAACGUCUAAUCCAAUUAGUGUGAGCGAACCACAAGAUUAUAUUAUUCGAACUCUGCCUGUCUACCCUCCGAUAUCCGGUUCAAUUCCGUAUGGAAGGCAAACUUUGAAAUUAGUUUGUCGAACACCUUUUAUUUUGCCGCACUGCGUUUCAGUACAAUCGUCACAUGUCAGUCAAUCACAUUUUCUUUUAAUUAUUCUUCAAUGCAAAUUAUCACAGUUUUGAAAAGGCAAAUGCCAAUAAACAAACUUUGUGCAAGACAAAACAACGUCUGACGCUAAAUAUCAUAAUUUUUGUAAUUAUAACUAAGAAUAUAAUAAUAAAAUAGUGCAAAACAUUUGGUGUAAAAUUCAAGAAAAAACGUUUAAAGUAAAAAUUUAAUUGUGUAAAUAAAAUGUGCUGUGUUAAUUAGUUUUCUUUUAUGAAAAAGUGAAUUUUAAAUUGGCGUGAAAACGUUAAUUAACGGCUUAUAAGGCGUUUCCCGUGUAGUUGUGGCAAUAAACAUACGUACAUGAACAUAUGUACAUGUUCUGUUUAUAAUACGAGUAUACUUAUUUGGUUUUGAAUGGUAAUGAAUCCUCAAAUGAAUUGUAAUUUUGGUUAAAUAAUUUUGGUGCAGAAAGAUAUUUUUGAAUAAACUGCAAAAUUUUAAAAAUA
Bactrocera dorsalis (oriental fruit fly) is the source of this 2043-nucleotide messenger RNA. Its product is annotated as translation initiation factor eIF-2B subunit beta-like. Gene Ontology annotation, molecular function: translation initiation factor activity; guanyl-nucleotide exchange factor activity. Lineage: Eukaryota; Metazoa; Arthropoda; Insecta; Diptera; Tephritidae. The record is from RefSeq and is a predicted model, not a curated record. The transcript has 6 exons. Gene Ontology annotation, cellular component: eukaryotic translation initiation factor 2B complex. Gene Ontology annotation, biological process: translational initiation. The coding region runs from base 90 to 1145 and encodes 351 amino acids.